This is a messenger RNA of Penicillium olsonii, 999 nucleotides long. The record is from the annotation of a GenBank genome assembly. NCBI's taxonomy places the organism in Eukaryota, Fungi, Ascomycota, Eurotiomycetes, Eurotiales, Aspergillaceae.
AUGGGAUUCGGUCAAUUUGAUACAAUAUGCGAGAAGGCGCUGGUGCCGUUAUGCUCUUUGGUAGGCCCGUCGUCUACGAUCUCUGGAUCAUCGUCGGGUCUGAUAUCCAAUUGCUAUGCGAGAAACAUUGAAGUCGCCAAUACUAUCAUUUUCGAAGGUGCUGCAUCAUUCAUGCAUAUCUUGGCGCUGAGCAUGACUGUUAUCAUGAUCUUGCAUGUGCGGUCUAAAUUCACCGCAGUCGGCCGCAAAGAGAUCAUCACUUUCUUCUACAUUUACCUAGCUCUGACUAUCUUCUCCCUCAUCAUCGAUGCAGGUGUCGUCCCUCCUGGAACGGGACCGUUCCCAUACUUCGUGGCCGUCCAGAACGGUCUGAUAUCAGCGCUAUGCACCUGUCUCCUCGUCAAUGGAUUCGUGGGCUUCCAGCUGUACGAAGAUGGCACUGCUCUCUCGGUUUGGUUGAUUCGAGUCCCGUCGGCGACCAUGUUUGCGCUCUCGUUCGUGAUUUCGCUGGCAACUUUCAAAUCAUGGGGCUCCAUGGGCCCUCAGAACACCACUGGUCUUUUCGUUGUGCUCUACAUCCUCAACGCAAUCUGCAUCGCAGUGUAUCUGGUCAUGCAGCUUCUUCUUGUUGCAAACACAUUGGAUGACCGCUGGCCGCUCGGGCACAUCUCAUUCGGUGUGCUGGUUUUCAUCAUCGGGCAGGUCCUGCUGUACCAAUUUAGUGAUGUGAUCUGCAACAACGUCCAGCAUUACCUGGAUGGCCUCUUCUUCGCUACAUUCUGCAAUCUACUGGCUGUCAUGAUGAUCUACAAGUUCUGGGAUUCAAUUACCAAGGAGGACCUGGAAUUCUCUGUCGGGGUCAAACCAAACACUUGGGACAUCAAGGAGCAAAUGCCCGAAGAGGACCGCCGGGCAACUGCGUAUGCAGACAACAACUCGGAGUACGCAGGCAGCAUGUACCACCACCGGUCGUCGAACUACGGCCAUCACAAUUAUUAA